Messenger RNA from Sclerotinia borealis F-4128, 2235 nucleotides. NCBI's taxonomy places the organism in Eukaryota, Fungi, Ascomycota, Leotiomycetes, Helotiales, Sclerotiniaceae. The record is from the annotation of a GenBank genome assembly.
AUGGUUUCAACUACAGCCUUCUGGAAGGCUAUUCUGCUGAUAUUCUCUGCAACCUUUGCUAUUGCCGCUCCAACAUCCUAUGAUUCGAUUGGUAUUGUAGGUGAACGAGUUGGUCCUCAAGAUUUCGACGCCGAUAUGCAACGUGCCAAAUCUCUCGGUAUUGAUGCCUUUGCUCUGAACAUUGGAGUCGACCCAUACACGGAUACACAGCUUGGUUUUGCAUAUCAAUCCGCUGCAAACAAUGGGAUGAAGGUUUUCAUCUCGUUUGAUUUCAAUUGGUGGAAUCCAUCAAGCCAAGCAACGCAGAUUGGACAAAUGAUUGCCAAAUAUGCAGCUCUACCAGCUCAACUGUUCGUUAAUGGCAAAGCUUUUGCAUCGUCAUUUGCUGGCGAUCAACUUGAUAUUGCUGCUCUAAGAGCUGGUGCAGGUAUCCCAAUAUUUUUUGCCCCCAACUUUCAUCCGGAGAUGGGAACGAACUUUGGCACAAUCGAUGGUGCAUUGAAUUGGAUGGCGUGGCCCAAUGAUGGAAACAACAAAGCACCUAUUCCAGGCGCCAAUGUCACUGUUGAAGCAGGUGAUGCCGCAUACAUCAAGGCACUAGCUGGGAAACCAUAUAUCGCACCGGUUUCCCCCUGGUUUAGCACCCAUUUUGGUCCGGAAGUGCCAUACAGCAAAAACUGGAUCUUUCCAUCUGAUCUUUUAUGGUUUGACCGUUGGAACGAAAUCUUGACCCUUGGACCGCAAUACAUUGAGAUUGUUACUUGGAAUGACUAUGGCGAGUCUCACUACAUUGGUCCCCUAAAUUCUUUACAUUUUGAUGAUGGAAACUCAAAGUGGGUCAAUGACAUGCCCCACGACGGUUGGUUAGAUAUGGCCAAGCCAUUCAUCGCUGCUUACCAUGCUGGUGCUUCCUCACCAAACAAGUAUAUAACUUCCGAUCAGCUCAUUUAUUGGUACCGACCAGCUCUCCGCACUCUUGACUGCGAUGCUACAGACACUACAAUGGUACCAGCUAGUAAUGGCAGUGGAAAUUACUUUCAAGGACGACCAAAUGGUUGGCAAGAUAUGCAGGACUCGGUAUUUGUUGUCGCUAUGCUCAAAGCUCCGGGAAUUGUCACAGUGAUGUCCGGAAAUAACGUCCAACAGUUUAAUGCACCAGCUGGAGCUUCAGCAUAUCAAGUUGAUAUGCAAGUGGGCAAGCAACAAUUUUUCUUACAACGUGGCACCCAAAUUUUACUCCAGGCUGUAAGUCUCCAUGACGUCGCAGAUGUUUGUAUUUGUGGAAUUUACAACUUCAACGCAUAUGUCGGAACUGUACCAGAUGGACCUUCUGACCCACUUCUUCACGAUGGUCUGGCUUCUUUGACUGCUGGACUUCAUGUUAGCACGUGUAGCGCAUCUCCGUCAUUACCGACUGCUCCCAUCAAGCCAACCACAACCCCGCCGGGAGGAGGAACUGUUGUUCCUCCGAUUACUACCAAACCUCCCACUACCACACCUCCCACUACCACACCUCCCACUACCACACCACCAACCACUACUCCACCUACGACUACUAAACCAACUACAACCACCACAACUUCCACAACCUCCACCACAUCAUCUGUACCAUCUGGUACAUGCGUUGCAGGAACAGGACCCGGAAAUUAUGUUGGGCUCUGUUCAUUCACCUGCGACUUUGGUUACUGUCCCGCUCCAUGCACAUGUUCCAGCUACGCCGCCACCGGAAAUGCCGCUCCCCCCGUAACAAACACACCCGGUUAUCCUCUCGCAGGCGAGGACUCAACAACCUAUUCCGGUCUCUGCAAUUUCACCUGCAACCACGGAUAUUGUCCCCCAACAGCCUGCACCUACAAUUCCAACGGCUCUCCCAUAUCAUCAUCAUCCUCAACCACUCCAUCCGCCCCCACAACCACAACUAAACCCACCACCACAACUAGCACCAGCACAACCACAACAUCCACAACCUCGUCAGCCCCAUCCGGAACAGCUUUUUGUGUAGCAGGCACCGCCCCCGGAAAUUACAUCGGUCUCUGUAAUUUCUGCUGCCAAUAUAAUUAUUGUCCUCCAGGUCCCUGUACAUGUACAAGUUAUGCCAAUACACCCAUUCCAGCACCUCCAGCAAGUAGUCCGUCGGGAAAACCGUUGUAUGGUGAGGAUGAUAGUUAUUUAGGACUGUGUAAUUUUGCUUGUGGUCAUGGGUAUUGUCCGGGGACGGCUUGUGCUUCGGGAUGA